AUGGCCGCUGUGACUGGUAGUAGUAAGAGACCAGAACUGUCUAAAGCUGAGUACUUAAAACGUUAUUUAUCCGCUGAUGAAGAUACCAAGAAGUCAAAGGGAAAACUUAAAAAGAAACGGCGCAAGGUUCCUGAGAAAGGACUUAAGAUAGUAGACGAUGACAUAGACUGGAAACAGAUGGUCAAACAGGAGGAGGAGAUUGAAGAAGACGAAGAGGAAGCUCCAGUGAUUGCAGAGGUGAUUGAUGAGAGACCAGAGGAAGUGAAACAGCUGGAAGCCUUCAGAACCAGCAAUCGAUGGAAAGUGAUUGGAGCUGAUGGAAAUGAAGACACAGAAGAGGGGGAAGGAAGAGGCCAUCAACAUCCAGAGCCCGUGGCAUCAAGCAGGAGUCGCCAUGAUUCGCCAGAGCUGUCGUCAAAGAGAAGGGGACCUGAUUCUCCAGUCAGAAAGACUCGACACGACUCACCAGACACAUCUCCUCCGAGAAGAGGUCGCCAUGAUUCUCCAGACAUAUCCCCUCCCAGAAGAGGCCGUCAUGACUCACCAGACACAUCCCCUCCCAGAAGAAGUCGCCAUGACUCUCCAGACAUAUCUCCUCCCAGAAGAGGUCGCCAUGACUCGCCAGACUUGUCCCCUCCGAGGCAGAAGUCAGGGAAAUUAGGGAAGGGGCAAAGUAAAGAUUCAUCCCCCACCAGAAGAAAGCAAAGCUCAUCAUCAUCAAGUAAAAAACAUUCACCUGAUCGUCAUAGGUCACCACUGGCAAAGAGGGCUCAGAACAGGCAUGAUUCAGAGUCUGACCAGUCGCCUCCACGAAAAAAGCCACUAAAGGGAGAAGCUUCUGACUCCGACCAAUCUCCUCCACGGAAGCAAUCAAAAACAAGACGAGGCUCUGAAUCUGACCAGUCGCCACCCAGGAGGCGGCCACACAGUGGAAAGGACUCAGAUGAAGAUCUGUCACCGCCUCGUAGGCCUGGCCAGUCACAGGGUCAGAGGAUGCUUUCUGGUGGGAAGUCAGGUCUGGUUUCUGUGGAUGUUUUAAGGAAAGAGAAGGAGGAGAACCGACGCAGAGAAAGAGGGAACCAGCCACUAGAAGAUGAAUCCCGCAAUGCCCAGACGGUGUUUCGAGACAAGAGCGGUAAAAGGAGGGAUUUGGAUACAGAGAGAGAAGAACAGAAAAGGAAAGCUGGAGAAAAAGCAGCAAAGGAUGAGAAAUACGCUCAGUGGGGGAAAGGGUUGGCCCAGAGCCAGAUGCAUCAGCAGAAACUUGAGGAUGCACUGCAUGAAGCCCAGAAGCCGCUGGCACGUCACUGCGACGACGAGGAUCUUGACCGCAUGUUGAGAGAGCAGGAAAGGGAGGGGGAUCCGAUGGCUGCAAUGCUCAGACGGAAAAAGGAACGCAAUACAAAGACACAAGAGAAACCUCGAUAUAAAGGCCCAGCACCACCUCCAAACCGCUUCAAUAUUCUACCAGGCUAUCGCUGGGAUGGGGUUGACAGGUCAAAUGGUUUUGAACAGAAACGCUACAAUCGGAUGGCAGAUAAAAAAGCUGUUCAGGAGGCAGCCUAUAAAUGGAGCGUGGAGGACAUGUAACGGGCAAACAGAAAGUGAUGGCGCAGCAGUGAAGCAGCCGAAGAGCAGGACAGCUCAUCCUCUGUACAACUAGUCUAAUGGAAAUUGAGACAGAAUAUCUAAUUCAUGCUGUUGAAACAACUGCGGAAAUGACAUUUUGAGAUAUACCAAGACAGAUUUAGUUCUUGUUUGUUCUUUGAUUCUAAGCAGUUUGAUACUGUACAAUGGGACAUGAGGUCAUAGCUAACUGAUAAUUUACAAACAAACUGUACAUAGCAGUGAAUUACAGCAUCUUUAUGAUUUUGUAGUAGUUGAAACAAUGUGGAGGUAAAAUAGAUGUUUUUCACUGUUUUAUUAAAUAAUGUUUUUGUAAAUUGUGUCACCAGUGUUCAUAUAUAUAGCAGUGCAGUUUGCAAUUUACAGAAAUUGAGUUUAUAUAUAUAUGAAAAUAGUUUUGGAAGGAUUUUUUCUUUAUUUGUUUUGAAUUGAGGGGGCUGCCAGGAUUAAAACUUUGUUUAAUACAUGUGCAACUAACAAUAUAAUAUCAAAUAUAAUGGGAUUAGAUGGUGUUCGUUGUGUGUUGCUCACAAAAAAAAAAAAAAAAAAUUGGGAAAAAAACUCAACAGUAAUGUGUCUUUCUGGAAAUCAUGACCUGGUACUCAAGAUAAUCCACAGAUUUUGUUGUGAGCACUUUCAUGUAGGAACACUUUUACAAAUGGAUAAAUGCUACACUACGGUUAUGAGGAAAGAUGAUGUAUUUUUGAUUUGGGGUUGAACUGUCCCUGUAAAUCAAAACGUCAUUUAUUGGCCCUGCGGCUGCAAAUUACAUAGGAUUACUUAACAGAGGGCAUAUAAAUAUAAAUGUAUAUAGUUAGUGGGCCGUUAGGGGGGGUUGUGUUGUUAAGGUCAAGAACGAACUUUCAUGUUUAAGCUUAUAUGGACGAGAAGUCCUAAAAGUGCUAUGGAUGAAAUAACAGCUGCUGAGCUCAUGUCUCAGGGCAGCCAUCUGUUGAGCCAGCGCUGAAUGACUGAAAACUCCGCAAUAAACUAGCUAGUGGGCCUUGACUUGGGAGUGAAGUUAUAUAAUAAUUUUGUAUUUCGCAGAAUCAGACUAUACAUAUUUUUAUGAAAUGCUUUUCAUUUUGUUGCGCUUUGUAAAUGCUGUAUUGUACAACCUGUAAUGUUUUCAUUAAGCCAAUAUAUAUUUUAAAUUGCAAAAAUACUUUAUGCAUGUUCAGUGCAAGAGA
Chelmon rostratus (copperband butterflyfish) is the source of this 2816-nucleotide messenger RNA. RefSeq names its product BUD13 homolog (gene bud13). Bases 1 to 1590 code for a protein of 529 amino acids. Gene Ontology annotation, molecular function: RNA binding. Gene Ontology annotation, biological process: mRNA splicing, via spliceosome. Gene Ontology annotation, cellular component: U2-type spliceosomal complex; RES complex. The record is from RefSeq and is a predicted model, not a curated record. Lineage: Eukaryota; Metazoa; Chordata; Actinopteri; Chaetodontiformes; Chaetodontidae. The transcript is spliced from 10 exons.